CUUUUGAGGAACCCGUAUGGGCUUCCUUUGCAGCAAUUGCUACGAACAGGUGGGUGUCUCAUUUUCCCUUUAUUCAUUAUCCUUAGACGAAGAGGCGUCAGCGGCACUGGGGAUCACGGCCGCCUGGAAAACACUGGAAAAAAUGGGAAAUGUGUUGCCCAAUCUCGAGCUUGAUGAAUACAUCGGUGCUGACGAUUGUGCUAUAGUUCAUGAAGAGGUGAAUGAUGAGCAGAUUAUCAAAGCCGCCUGCAAUGAUGAAGACUCUUCUGAUGUCGAAGAUGACGUACAGGAUGUGCCUGCUGAGGCAACUGCCUCACAGGUGAUGGACGCUUUCGAUGUAAUGAGGAAUUUUGUUGAUGUCCGUGAAGACGAUGUCGCGAUGGGUCUGCAGACUGAAUGUGAAAAUCACGUGACAGCAGUGCUCACCGUGAAGCGCAAAUAAGCCAAGCUUACAGAUUUUUGGCAUUAGAAGUUUUUGCUUCUGCUUGAGCAAUUAUUUCUGCGCUUCGUAUCAAAUUUCUGUGAUAACGAAGAACUAAUUUUUUUUCGGGCACCGUAAAUUUCAUUGUAGCGGGAUUCAACUGCAUAUAAAGUCCCCCCUUUCUUUUUGAAGCGGUCGCAAGUACGGGCUCCCACGUACCAAGAUGUGAAAUCAGCUUUACUUCGCUGGAUGUAGAAAGCAAACGCAGCCCACCUUCCCGUCAAUGGGACGAUACUGCGGGAGAUGGCCAGCAACUUGGCUCUACAACUUCGGCAUGCAGAGUUCAAGUGUAGCAAUGGAUGGUUCAGCAGUUUUAAAGAGCGCAAUAAUUUGACCUUCGUAGCAGUCUGUGGCGAGAGCGGCAGCGCAAAAAGAGGGUCAUUGACGCCUGGAAGGAACACAUGUUGGCUCCAUUGCUUAGCGAGUACGGUACAGACGAUGUGUACAACGUUGACAAGGCAGUCCUUUUUUUACAAGAUGCUGCAAACGUUUGCAGUGAAGGACACCGCGGUCAAGGGUAAAAAGCAGGGAAAGGAAACAAUCAUUGUUCUGUUCGGUGCGAACAUGUGUGGCAAACACAAGCUGCCGCUACUUGUAGUUGGAAAGAGUGGGAAGCCUCGCUGCUUUAAAAAUGCACGGCUGCCGCCAAGAGAUGAGCUUAUCAUACCGGCACAGCAAGAAAGCUUGGGUCACAGGCGCAAUAUUUGAAGAUUAUGUUCGGCAGGUUGGCCGCAAGUUCGCGGCCACAGGCAGGAAUGUACUCUUUGUUGAUAAUUGCCCAGCGCAUGGCGUCAUCCCACACCUGAAAGUUAUCCGGAUGGUAUUUCUUCCUCCGAACACCACGUCGAUCUCGCGGCCAAUGGACCAAGGCGUCAUUCAACACACAAGGAAGAUUUACCGCCACCACCUGGUCGAGCGCAUGCUCCUUUGCUUCGACAACGGCAAGGAGUACUCCAUCGACCUCCUCGGGGCCAUGUGUGUUAUUGUGUAUGCAUGGAGGCAAGUGGAACCCACUUUGGUCAUGCGGUGUUUUGAACACGAUGGCUUCUCGAAGGAAAGCACCGUCGAUGCUGACUAUUCACGUGCACUUGAUGAAGAAGGAGCCGAGGAUUGUGACCGCAUCAGUGCACUCUGCGCAGAGAUAGCGAAUCCAGUGCAGUUCGCUUCGCCGAGUACAGUCGAGCCCACUUAUAACGGCCCCACUUAAGACGAACGCUCGCUUAUCACGAACAAGUCCGGCGUGACCGUCAAAAUAUACGUUUAGGCUAUGGCGCUCGGUCUCAGCUACAACGAACGCCCGCGAGCCUAGCCGAUCGGCUACAGCGAAAGCCUUGGUGUCGCGGACCACUUUCCACGUGGCGAGAACCGCCAACCCUGUGCUGUGCACGCUCCGAGAAUUGGCUUUCCCGCGGCGUCUCGCCGGAGGCACGGAGGAGCGGCGAGGGGAUCGCCGCGAUAACGAGAAAAAAAAAAAAAGCCGGCCCAGCACGCAUGAGCAACGCAUGAACAACGUGAACACGCAAGUCAAAGGGAAGCCUGAAAGUGACAGCUCAUUGGCCACGGGACUGCACUCGCCAUCGUCGACGUCGGGGCAGCGGCGAAGUUUUCCACCAAUUGACAACGUAGCACGUGAUCACGUGCUUUUGUACCCCCUCUUUCCCUCCUCCCCCCCCUUAACACCGCGCGUCACACCUCACAUGACUGCGGGACUGUCUUGCUUGUGGUUGUGCGGUGUUGUGUGGUUGUGCUAGCGUUGUCGGCGUUGUUUCGUACUGGUGUGGUCCCGUGCCUAUCCGAGAUGGCCGAUUCGCCGGCGUUUACUUCGACAGUGAAGCGAAAAGCUUUAAACUUGGCCACGAAACUGUUGAUCUUGAAAGACCUUUCCCAAGGCGCGAAAAACCACGAACUGGUGAAAAAGUAUAGUUUGUCGAAAUCGACAAUAUCCACGAUACUAAAAGAGAAGGACAAAAUCUACAAGAGUGCCGCCACGGACUCUGCGACGAGGAAGCGCCUACGGAAAGCCACAUAUGCAGACGUUGAAGACGCGCUUCUAAAGUGGUUCCUUGAUACUCGAGCACGCAAUGUUCCCAUCAGCGGGCCGCUGAUGUUGUCCAAAGCAAAGGACUUAGCGUUCCUCCUGGACUUCCCAGAUUUUUCUCCUGGCAAUGGCUGGCUCCAUCGCUUCAAGCUCCGCCACGGAAUUAUUUUCAAGACCAUCAACGGCGAAUCGGCAUCGGUAAGCGACGAAGACAUCAACAUGUGGAUGUCUAAAAACUUGGCCCGUGUAUCAAGUUAUGCUGAAAGGGAUGUGUAUAACGCGGAUGAAACGGCGCUGUUCUAUCAAAUGCUGCCUGGCAAAACGCACGCUAUGAAGGGUGACAAAUGUGCUGGCGGCAAGCACAGCAAAGUUCGCAUAACUGUGCUUUUGUGCACCAACAUGGAUGGAAGCGAUCGAUGCUUGCCAUUUGUCAUCAGUAAAUCAAAGAGGCCACGUUGCUUCCGCACAUAUGUACCAGUGCGUUACAGGCAUAACUCGAAGUCGUGGAUGACAUGCGAGUUGUUCGCGGAAUGGCUUAUCGACUUUGACAGCAGCAUGGCGAAGAAAGGGUGCAAAGUUCUUCUGAUUCUCGACAACUGUACCGCCCACCAUGUCCAAGCUGUCUUAUCGGCAGUUGAGUUGCUUUUUCUGCCACCAAAUGUCACUUCAAAAGCGCAACCGCUGGACAUGGGUGUAAUACGGUCGUUUAAAGCGGCCUACAGGCGCCGUGUUGUGCUGCGGAUGCUGAUUGCAGUUGAUCGCCCCGCUGCCAAUGUGCCUCUGCAGGUCUCACUGUACUCGGCAAUAGAAAUGAUUAAAGCGGCGUGGAUCGAAGUGACACCCGAAUGCAUCCGGAAUUGUUUUCGCAAGGCCGGCUUCGCUGACGCACCUGAAGCAGGCAUUGAAGACACUGAACAAAGCCAGCCUGACGACGACUUGUGGCGACGCGUUGUUGACGCUAACCUGGCAGGCUGCGAUCUUGAUUGGCAAGAUUUUGUUGAUGUGGACGACGCUGCUGAAGUUGCGGAGUCGUUCUGCGACGAGACCGCCGUCCGGGAAGUGCGGGCAUCAAGCGACGCCGAAGCAUCGGACGACGACAGCAAUCCGUCGGAGACAGCACCCGUAAGCGCGACCACAGCAGUGAGCCAUAUUGAGGCACUUAGAAAUCUUGUGUAUUUUAAGGCCUUGGGUGACGAACACAUCGCAGCUUUGAACAAGCUUGAAACUGCCGUCAUUGGGUGUGCUCUGACGAAGCAGACAACGAUCACCGAUUUUUUUUCUCAAUAAAUUUUUGUUUUGAUUGAUGUCAAUUUUUGUGUGUGGCCCACAUACCACGAACUUCUGGAUAGAACGAACGAAUUCCGCGUGACGCUCGGGUUCGUUAUAAGCGGGCUCAACUGUAUCUGAACUUUGAAAAAGAUCAACAAACAUGCUACUCAGAUUUGGAGUGUGAACCUACCGCUGAUGCGGCCAAUGUGCGAUCACAGCGACAAUGGCGGCGCUAACGAGCCGUUCCGAGCACCCGCUCUCGGGGAAGUUAUCGGAUCGCUGAAUGUUAUCCGCAGUUUUGUUGAGUGCUACUGUGGAAAUUCUCAAAUGCUGCAUGUAGUUGGUCAACUAGAAAUAACAUGACCCUUGGAGCCUUGGAGCCCUUGGAGCCUGAACAUGACAGGAUGUGGCAAACCGAAUUUGAAGAUUUUCUGCGGUCCCAAUGACAUCGAAUUAACGAGGCAUACCAUUAUCAUUGAAAAAGAAGGUAUACAAUCAGUGCAUUUUAUCAGCGAUGACAUAUGGGGAAGAGACUUGGAAACUGACAAAGAAGCUUGAGAACAAUUUAGGAACUGCGCUAAAAGCAAUGGAACGAAGAAUGCUAGGCAUAACUUUAAGAGACAGAAAGAGAGUGGUUUGGAUCAGAGAGCAAACGGGUAUAAACGACAUUCUAAUUGAAAUGAAGAGAAAAAAAUAGCGCUGGGCAGGUCAUGUAAUGCAUAGAGUAGAUAACCGUGAAGGUGACAGAAUGGGUACCAAGAAAAGGGAAGUGCAGUAGAGGACGGCAAAAGACUAGGUGGUGCGACAAAAUGAGGAAAUUUGCGGGUGCUAGUUGGAAUCAGUUGGUCCAGGACAGGGAUAAUUAGAGAUCAUGGAGAGAAGCCUUUGUCCUGGGGACGUAUUCUGAAACGUUCGCCGCGGCGAAGUUUCGCACUGGCCACACCUCCGCCGUUGCGGCGCGCGCUGAAUGGCUGCUUUGACAAAACUGGAAAUGCACUUGCGCCACCCGAUUUUCCAGUUUUGUCAAAGCAGCCAUUCAGGGCGCGCCGCAACGGCGGAGGCGUGGCCAGUGCGAAACUUCGCCGAGGCGAACGUUUCAGAAUACGUCCCCUGCAGUUGACAUAAAAUAGGCUGAUGAUGACUGUACAAGGACUGCCCCAAACGUUU
Molecule: messenger RNA, 4955 nt
Organism: Dermacentor albipictus
Lineage: Eukaryota; Metazoa; Arthropoda; Arachnida; Ixodida; Ixodidae
Product: tigger transposable element-derived protein 6-like
Cellular component (GO): nucleus
Molecular function (GO): DNA binding
Source: RefSeq, a predicted model, not a curated record